Molecule: messenger RNA, 2147 nt
Organism: Microbotryum saponariae
Lineage: Eukaryota; Fungi; Basidiomycota; Microbotryomycetes; Microbotryales; Microbotryaceae
Source: the annotation of a GenBank genome assembly
AUGGCCAAAAAGGUGCUGCUCUACUCGCUGCCCCACGACUGUCCCAUCCCUUGGCCCGCGCACCCGACCUACGCGAUCGUUGAUCCAUCCGAGCGGCGAUCCGAGCUGGACCAGGCCUACCUCGAGGCGCUCUACUCGGACGUGCACAACAACAUCAUCGUGAGUGCGAGUGUGUCGGAGCGGCGAACCUUCAACAGCGAACCUGCUAAUCAAUCCGUCCUUCUUGGGUGUUCAGAGCAAGUCGCGACAGUUUGGGCACCAUCUGCUCGCGCUCGCUUCGGAACGGCCCCGCGCCGAGGUCGAGCACAAGAUCCGCAGCAUACUCCUCCCGCUCCACGACUUUGACAGGAAAUGGAGAAACACAAUCCCGGCACUCGUGAAACCGACCUCGACCGAAAACGUCGCUCCCGUCACCGCCCAGAGUCGUCCACUCCCACCGACGGGCAAAAAGCACAAGCUUGCCGACAAGGAAGUCACGCUCUUGCUCGAUACCUAUCGCAAGUGGAGGGUCGCCGAAGAGGCAAAAAUAGAGAAGGAUCGACCCAAGUCACUCCCUGUGAUUCAAGAAGACGUCGAACAUCCGCAAGCGGUGACCCACAUUGAUGACGAUGCUCCGGGCCAGGGCGGAAAACUCGGCUCGAUGCACCCAGAGGGCGUCGAAGAAGAGCUUGUGCACAAGCCCGUGGCUUGGACCAAAAAGGAGGUCAAUGACGCACAAUGGAUAACAGCGGGUGAACUUUUCGAGUAGGUGUUGUGGACACUACGCAUACAGCCUGUCUCUAGGCUCGGAAGCUGAUGCAAAUUUUGCCCUCUCCAGCACGCUACUCCAUAGCCUGUUGCUCCUCACGCUCAUCACUCUACCGGCCCCGCUGGAGUCGCCCGAGGUCAAGGCCAAGAAAAAAAAAGACCCGGAGCGGCAUGCCUCUACCCUGGACCCAGAGCUCUUGCUCGACUUUUUGACCGAUCGACUACAAAUCUGGCGGGUGAUGAGGGACGUCAACGCGCUUGGGUUAGGGGCGGACUCGCAGGUCAGCAACGCGAAGAAGAAGGAAGGAGUGGAGAUUGAGGACCGUGACGAAGUACAGCAAUGGUGGCUGGACGUUGUCGAAGCACUCUUUGGGCCACACGCCUCACCUGCCCUGCUGUCGCACCAUCGCGCCAAGCUAUUCCCCUCCGCCACCCCAGCCGACGCGCUCGCACUUCGACUUGUCCCUGCGCCGUCGCCGUUCAAAACACGGAGCCUACUGUCUCUCGAUAAGAGUGCGAGGAGGAAACAACGAGAUCAGAGACCACUUGUUGCCGAAAGCCCCACCAUGAAGCGCCUGCUCGGCCUGGACUCGUCAACUCUUGGCGGCUCGCAACACGACAGCUUCAAAGUACCCACCUUGCCCUUUUCCAAGUCAAAAUCGGGAGGUACAAAUGCUGCAGCUCCUUCGUCCAAACAUGACUCGUCCAAGACAGAUCACAAUGGUCGCGACAAGACGUCGGAGAGCACCGCGCCUCGUUCGAAACCGCCGAGAAAACAGCCGCGACCCCUGCCUCGCGGCGACAGUCUCAUUAGCUCCUCCAAGGGUCUCUUCAAUCGACGCGAAGUCAGCUUUGGCAAACCCAAAACUGGUGCUGGGAUCAAGAAGAAGGCCAUAUCUGCGUCCAAGGUCGCGGAACAGACCGUGGCGGAGCAAGCGGGUGCACAUCGCGUGAACAAGCGCAAGAGCGUAAGCCCCAAAAGUGAGUCGACUUCAAUGCGUGCGUGACAGUGGUCUAUCAUCUACGCAGCUGCUGACUCGAUGCUCACAACAGAAUCGAGCUCUACAGCCAACAUGGCUUCGUUCACACUCGUUCCGGACACGCCUGCAGCAUCGCGCACCUCAUCGGCCACAAUCUCAACCCAGGCCCCCGUGGUACCCUCUUUCGCCGCACUCGGGGCGGCUUUCCGACCGGGUGCCUCGUCAACCCCUGAUUUCCUUCCGGCAGGCUUGUCGGCGGCCGCUCCCAUGGACUGGGACGACGAUGAGGAGGAUGAGCUGUAUCUGAGGGGCUUCGAGAGAGACAAUGGCAAGCUGUCGCGGGGCAAGCGGCAAGUUGAUUUGAUCAUGGGCACGCCCGAGCAGCCGUCCAGAACUAGCUGGGUCGUCCCUGAUACGUAG